Messenger RNA from Etheostoma spectabile (orangethroat darter), 2352 nucleotides. RefSeq names its product nuclear factor of kappa light polypeptide gene enhancer in B-cells inhibitor, delta (gene nfkbid). Gene Ontology annotation, biological process: regulation of gene expression. The record is from RefSeq and is a predicted model, not a curated record. The transcript has 12 exons. Gene Ontology annotation, cellular component: nucleus. Gene Ontology annotation, molecular function: protein binding. Lineage: Eukaryota; Metazoa; Chordata; Actinopteri; Perciformes; Percidae. The coding region runs from base 108 to 1481 and encodes 457 amino acids.
AGUCACACUUCAUCACAGAACAUAACAGAUCACUCCACCCCGUUUUGAACAGACUGGUGACCGAGAGGACGACCUGUUGAAGAUUUCAAAGCAACACCGUUUCUGACAUGCACUUUGAUAAAUCGCCAAAAGAGAAGCAGUGUUGCACUCUGCCCACAGUGAAGAAACUCUUGGAGCAGAAGCGAAGGCGUGAGACGUCAUCUGUGACACCCUCCUGCUCUACGGCCAGCACAAGUCCUGCUCCUCCAACUACUGUUACACAGUUGUCUUCAGCAGAACCAUUCACCUGUACAGGCGCAUCAAGCAGCUACUCAGACAUGGCAGUGAGCUAUGAGCAGUGGACCCCAGCACCAGAGUCUACGCUCAAUUACUACCCCAGCCAUCCAGGACCCGGCUAUGCUGCCUCCUACAACCUCCCAAUGACAUCUGAAUAUGGCACACAACAGCAGGUCCCAGGGUUUGGAGAUACAAUGCCUCAGACAUAUGACUGCCCAAUGACAGUCACAGAUCCCAGCAUGGUUUCGUCUUGGUCACUUCUGGGUCCCAGUCAGACGACACAGCUGAGUUUUGGUUCGUCAAUGGAUGCCACCAAGCUGGAAGAGGCCAGGAUGCUGCUCAGCGGGAUGGACUACAGCAGAGCCAUUGGGCAAGAUGAAGAUGGAGACACAAUCCUGCACAUCUACACUGCGAAGGGGCUCAGGGAGUGUGCCUUUGCUGCUGCAGAGAGGCUGAGGGAAAUGGGCGGGCUUGAUGCCAAAGAACACAAGGGAAAGACUGCUUUACUGGUGGCGGUGACAGCAAACCAGCCAGAGAUUGUGCAAGAUCUGCUGUCCUUCGGAGCGGACAUCAAUGCAUGUGAUGUUAAAGGGCAAACUGCUCUUCAUCUGGCUGCCCACUAUGGUUUACCUGGGGUUCUGCAGGCAAUUCUGUCCAGCAGGCCGGCUGUCAACUUGGAGGCACGCAAUUUUGAGGGUAUGACUCCUCUGCACUGUGCAGCCAUUUCUCACAGUGAUUCCAUGAAGGCGUUGUCUAGCAGUGGGCUGGCAGAUGUUGGUCUUCAGACCAAGGCGGCUGAGAAGCUUUCCUGUGUGCAGAUGCUUCUCAGCGCAAGGGCUUCCCUGUUCAGCCAGGAAAUCAAAAGUAACAAGACUGUGUUGCACUUGGCAGUAAAGGAGGGGAACAUUGAUCUGGUGACUUAUCUGCUGAGGAUUCCCCUGCCGAACAUGAAAGACUUUGUUAACUUGAAAGCACAUGGUCAUACAGCCUUACACAUGGCAGCUGGUCUCCAUGGUAACCCCCACCAGGAGGAGAUCCUGCAGCUGCUGCUGCGCAGAGGAGCUGAUCCCAGUAUCCGCAACCUGGAGAACGACCAGCCAGCGCACCUGCUGCAGAGCGGCCUCCAGGGAGAGCAGCUCAAGCUCAUGCUGAAGAAACGAAGUGCUUCCUCUCGCCGACGUAUCGUGUCCUUGCAGGACCAAUAAUGAUUAGAAAAUCCCCACCUGUAAUCCCCAUUUGGAGGGAAUGAGUCUAUAAGAUGUUGCCUCUGUUAGAAGGGGACUUACAGUUCUUUGUUAUAUUGCUUUGGGGGUCUCUGGCCUAUAUUUUGUUAACAAACUACUUUGGCAAAUUAAUCUCCAGCUAUAAUUCACAUUGGAUUAGACAAAUGAUGCUUUAAUGCAUAAAGCUUAAAUUACCUGUGAUUUAGUGUCAGUGUAAAAACAUGCUUUAUUUAUUUUUCUACGCACAGGGUGAAGUAUUUAUGUGUAGGUAAAGCAUUUCAUUCCAAAAUGUAAUAUCCACCUUUUUUCAUAAAAUCCUCACGUUUAAAAAAUUGGACAAAUUUAAUUUAUGUAUUUAUUUUUUGUUAACAGGAUAUUUUACAUUUUGAAAUGAAAUCCUCUAAACAUAAAUAAAGAGUAUUAGUUUCAUUUUCCUAAUAAUAGGCUACACUCCCAGUUUAAUGUUGAUUUCUAUGAAAUCGUUUGAAUGACUUUGAGGACAGUGUCCCUGAAACCCCAGUGACUCUCUUGUCAAAACCCCCCAUCAUGAUAAGUUAUCAUGUUGAUACACAGAGAUGGGUUUGAUUUUAGUCAGCAUGUGUGCUUUUGUUAAGAGUGCGUGUGUAAAAUUCAGCUCACAUAAUUUAACUUUCUUUCUGUAUGCUUGUAACAUCAAGUACAAUUUUUCUUUGUCGAAAAAGAAACUCAACGUUGUAAAACUAUCAUGUAUUUGAAACUGAUUGUGACAAAGAAUGUUAUUAUCACAGAGACAUUACAUAAGUGUGGUGACAAAUUGUCUGACUAACUGUACAUUUGAGUCAUGAGUCAUGAAUAAAAGUACAAUAACACAGUA